AUGCGUGAAACUGUGGACAUGCAAACGGCCAAGGAGGGUCAAUGCGAAAUCAACUCUAGCUCUACUAUAAAAGAGGAGGAGUUGGUAGUUGACCGGCAUGCUGGAGAGAACGCCACGGAGACCAUCGUCACAAAGAAGAGCAUUGAGGACGAUGUCGCUAGGGAAGCGGAGAGGCUGCCACGAGAGAGUCGAGAGGUGAAACGGAAGUUGAAGCAGCGGCAUAUAGGGAUGAUUGCGCUCGGUGGUACCAUUGGCACGGGCCUCAUAAUAGGUAUCGGUCCACCACUGGCACAUGCCGGGCCUGUUGGUGCGCUAAUAUCGUAUUUGUUUAUGGGGACGGUAAUUUACUCCGUAACACAAUCGUUGGGAGAGAUGGCCACCUUUAUCCCUGUAACAUCUUCAUUUUCUGUCUUUGCGCAGAGGUUUCUGUCGCCAGCGCUGGGAGCAACUAAUGGUUAUAUGUACUGGCUAUCGUGGUGUUUCACCUUCGCGUUGGAAUUAUCCGUUCUGGGGCAAGUUAUUCAGUACUGGACAGACGCAGUACCUCUAUCAGCUUGGAUCGUGAUUUUUUGGUGCCUAUUAACUUCGAUGAACAUGUUUCCUGUGAAAUACUACGGGGAAUUCGAGUUUUGUAUUGCUUCUAUAAAGGUCAUCGCGUUGCUCGGCUUCAUCAUUUUUUCAUUCUGUAUUGUGUGUGGUGCGGGACAAUCUGAUGGGCCCAUCGGUUUCAGGUACUGGAGAAAUCCAGGCGCCUGGGGACCAGGCAUCAUCUCCAGUAACAAAAAUGAGGGCCGCUUUCUCGGUUGGGUUUCCUCUUUGAUCAAUGCUGCAUUUACGUACCAAGGUACUGAACUAGUCGGGAUCACCGCUGGUGAAGCGGCUAAUCCACGAAAAGCGCUCCCGAGGGCAAUCAAGAAAGUAGUAGUGAGAAUCCUAGUUUUUUACAUUCUUUCGCUAUUCUUCAUUGGCCUUUUGGUGCCAUAUAAUGAUCCAAAGUUGGAUGGCGAUGGCACAUUUGUCUCUUCAUCGCCCUUUAUGAUAAGCAUCGAGAACUCAGGUACAAAAGUUCUCCCAGAUAUAUUCAACGCGGUCGUCCUAAUCACCAUUCUCUCUGCAGGUAACUCUAACGUGUACAUUGGCUCAAGGGUAUUGUACAGUCUCUCUAAAAAUAGCUUGGCACCAAGGUUCUUGUCUAACGUGACUAAAAGUGGUGUCCCAUACUUUGCCGUUCUAUCAACAUCAGUGUUCGGGUUUUUGGCCUUCUUAGAGAUUUCUGCAGGCAGCGGUAAGGCCUUUAAUUGGUUAUUGAACAUAACCGGUGUGGCAGGCUUCUUCGCCUGGCUUUUGAUUUCAUUUUCGCAUAUCCGCUUCAUGCAAGCAAUAAGGAAACGUGGUAUAUCGAGGGAUGACUUACCUUACAAAGCUCGAAUGAUGCCUUUCCUGGCAUAUUACGCAUCUUUUUUCAUCGCUCUGAUCGUUCUGAUCCAGGGAUUCACCGCAUUUGCACCGACCUUUCAGCCCAUAGACUUUGUUGCUGCGUAUAUAUCAGUGUUCCUUUUUGCGACUAUCUGGCUGUCAUUCCAAGUUUGGUUCAAGUGUCGCUUGGUCUGGAAGCUGCAGGAUAUCGAUAUAGAUUCUGACCGCCGGCAAAUAGAGGAGCUGGUAUGGGUAGAGCCAGAAUGCAAAACAAGAUGGCAGCGUGUAUGGGAUAUCCUUUCAUGA
Molecule: messenger RNA, 1722 nt
Organism: Saccharomyces paradoxus
Lineage: Eukaryota; Fungi; Ascomycota; Saccharomycetes; Saccharomycetales; Saccharomycetaceae
Gene: ALP1
Product: arginine permease ALP1
Exons: 1
Coding region: 1-1722 (573 amino acids)
Biological process (GO): amino acid transmembrane transport
Cellular component (GO): membrane
Molecular function (GO): amino acid transmembrane transporter activity
Source: RefSeq, a predicted model, not a curated record